Messenger RNA from Laetiporus sulphureus 93-53, 957 nucleotides. RefSeq names its product GroES-like protein. The coding region runs from base 1 to 957 and encodes 318 amino acids. The record is from RefSeq and is a predicted model, not a curated record. The transcript has 2 exons. Gene Ontology annotation, molecular function: oxidoreductase activity. Lineage: Eukaryota; Fungi; Basidiomycota; Agaricomycetes; Polyporales; Laetiporaceae.
AUGUCGACAAUUCACAGCGCCCAAGUGACCUCCUGGGGAGCCCCUCCCACUUACACCACCAUUCCUGCGCCUCCUACUCCGUCUGAGAAUUCGGAAAUCGUCCGCAUUCGCGUUCUUGCAACAGGAGUACAUCAGCUUGUACGCUCCCGCGCUGCCGGGAAGCACUACACUUCAGGCGCUCUCCCGCAUACCGUCGGCGUAGAUGGCGUCGGGACGAUAUUACCAGAAGGCAAGACGGUCUACUUCAUCACCCUCAGAACGGGCGGGGGAUCCUUCGCAGAGUUGGUCAAUGUCCCAAAGCCCUGGGUUUUCGAUCUCCCUAUGGGUGUCAAGCCGGAGGCCAUCGCCGCGAUGGUCAAUCCGGCCAUGUCGAGCUGGAUGGCUCUGAAAACGAGAGUAGACAUGCAGCAGCUGCCAAAGGACGGUUGGACGGUGCUGAUCGUGGGCGCGACGAGCACAAGCGGAACUAUCGCUGCUGCGUUGGCGAGGAAGCUCGGUGCUAAGAGAAUCAUCGGAGUUGCUCGCAACGCCACCAAGCUCUCCGCUGUCCCCAACCUCGACUCAACGCUUGCCCUCUUAGAACCCAUCAUCUCCACCGACUUCUCACAGCUGGGCGAAGUCGACGUGAUCCUCGACUACCUCUAUGGCCCCAUCGCCGCGCACCUCCUCUCGAGCCUCCCGCGUCAGCGGCGCCCCAUGCAAUACGUUCAAAUUGGAACGGUCGCUGGUCCGGAUAUUGCGCUCCCAGGCGCCGCGCUUAGGAGCAAGAACCUAACGAUCCGCGGGGCAGGUCCCGGAGCGUGGAGCUUCGAAGAGCUGAGCAGGGAACUCCCGGAAAUGCUGACCAUGCUGGGAGAGGUCGAGCCGCCGAAAAUCCGGAUUGAGAAGCUGAGCGAGAUUGAGCGGGUUUGGGGCGAGAAGGACAUGGACGGCGAGAGGUUGGUCUUCACACCAUGA